Messenger RNA from Rasamsonia emersonii CBS 393.64, 543 nucleotides. RefSeq names its product Unfolded protein response protein Orm1. NCBI's taxonomy places the organism in Eukaryota, Fungi, Ascomycota, Eurotiomycetes, Eurotiales, Trichocomaceae. Gene Ontology annotation, biological process: intracellular sphingolipid homeostasis; negative regulation of ceramide biosynthetic process; ceramide metabolic process. The transcript is spliced from 3 exons. Bases 1 to 543 code for a protein of 180 amino acids. Gene Ontology annotation, cellular component: endoplasmic reticulum membrane. The record is from RefSeq and is a predicted model, not a curated record.
AUGCCUCAAACAAAGUCAGGAAGGCGAAGGAGAUCGAGCAGCCUCAUCUACCAGGAGCCCCCCGAGUCCAUCGAGCAAUCCAGUGACCAGGCCGCCCUGCCGAACCUGAACGCCAACUGGGUCAAUGCCAAGGGUGCCUGGACCAUCCAUUUCGUCCUGAUUGCUGCCUUGAAGAUCUUCUAUGACAUCAUCCCGGGGGUCUCGCAGGAGACGUCGUGGACGCUCACCAACAUCACCUACAUGUUCGUCACCUUCAUUAUGUUCCACUGGGUGCGAGGAAUCCCGUUCGAGUUCAAUGCCGGUGCCUACGACAAUCUCAACAUGUGGGAGCAAAUCGACAACGGGGAUCAGUACACGCCGGCCAAGAAGUUCCUGCUCAGUGUACCAAUCCUUCUAUUUCUCCUGAGCACUCAUUAUACACACUAUGACCUGACCUAUUUCCUCAUCAACUUUCUUGCAACAUUGGGUGUCGUCAUCCCGAAACUGCCGAUGUCUCAUCGGUUGCGGAUAGGCUUGUUCUCGGAUAUCCCAGACGACUCCUAG